AUGGACAUCGGCGAAAAGAGUCCGUUGGUGGGAAUCAUUGUUAGCGUGUACUAUCUCGGGUGCGCAGCCAGAGCAGUCUUAUUCUCGCGUCUCGCGGACCAAUAUGGUAGGAAGAAGAGCAUAUUUUUGUGUCUUGCUACAGCCUGUUUAGAGAACCUGGUAAUGUUUAUAUCGGGUUUGGGGUAUAAGAGACGAGCAAUCGGGGUUAUGGUUGCAGGGCGAGUCGUCAUGGGACUAGGUGUUGGAGGUGUAGAUGCGGUGAUACCUACCUCGGUUCCUCUUUUCUACUCGCAGGAGUUACAAUUCAACAUCUUCGGUCUAGUUAUGGCAUUCGGAAUCAACCUGGGCGUUACAGAAGCCCUCGGGGAAUGGAGCCAAUGGGAAUGGAGAAUCCCGAUAAUUGUCAUGCAGAUCUAUCCAGUCCUACUGAUGGCGUUUGUGGAAAGACUCCCUGAGUCGCCAAGAUGGCUUGUAUACCACAGAAAGGAGAACCAUGCUCAGGCGGCAUUAAAUGACAUUUACGGCAACGAAGGCGACAAACGCUUCGACGAGCUCAUGGACGUACACGAAAAAGAGAAGGGAACAUACGUCGGCUACCUCGACAUGCUGACCCCAACUCACCCUCAAUUACACCCCACCAUCAUCACAAUAAUGGGCCAAAUCAACCAAGCACUAACCGGUUACGGUGCUGUAUUUGUCUACGGACCCCAGAUCUUCGAACUCCUCAGCUUCCCAGUCCGCACCUCGGAAUACCUUACCUUGGGGAACUACUCUUCCGACUUUAUGCUCAUGACGAUUGCUUGGCCCCUCAUCGACGCCCUCGGCCGCCGCAAACUCCUAAUUCAAGUCUCCGUCCUCCUACUCGCCAUGUUUAGCGGCCUCACGACUAACGCAUCGACCCUUCACAUCCACAUCCUCGCACUAGGUAUCCUAGGAACACUAGUUCUGUUUCUAGCAACCGGGCACCGCCAUCUCAAUCAUAAUCUGGGGGAUCGGGAAUUUCGCCAUCACACUGCUCCUUCCAUCAUCUUCAACAAUCUCUCGUAUUUCAUCUUCGUGAUCUUCGCAGCAACGAACUGGGUCGCGGGGCUCUGGACGUGGAUAUAUCUCCCCGAGUCGGGCGGACGUAGCUUUGAGGAGAAUCAGGAAUUCUUUAGGGAGGCGAAGGAAGCAGGGACGUGGAGAGUAAGGAAGGUGAAUGGUGGUGAGUUUGCGGUGAUGAAAUAUCCGGAUCCGGAGACGGGUGGGGACGCCGUGGUGGAUGUUGAGAGGGUGCCGCUUUCGAGGAGAGUAGAGGAUCAGUUGCCGAGUGUGUAA
Lindgomyces ingoldianus is the source of this 1317-nucleotide messenger RNA. Its product is annotated as MFS general substrate transporter. The transcript has 3 exons. Gene Ontology annotation, biological process: carbohydrate transport; transmembrane transport. Gene Ontology annotation, cellular component: membrane. Bases 1 to 1317 code for a protein of 438 amino acids. The record is from RefSeq and is a predicted model, not a curated record. Gene Ontology annotation, molecular function: carbohydrate:proton symporter activity. Lineage: Eukaryota; Fungi; Ascomycota; Dothideomycetes; Pleosporales; Lindgomycetaceae.